AUGUAUAUUUUCUGGAAUCGGCAAGAGAAUGUUCCUGCGUCGAACCGAACCAAUGCACCGAGGGGCAACGAGCAACAGCAGUUGCCACGUAGUCAAAUUAUACGACAGACAGCCAUCAUUAUCAAGAUAUCUAUAUUUUUGGUCAUCUGGUUCUUCUUCACCGUCUUUCUGAUCAUCAUUCCCCCUUACGAGCCUUCGAAUGUUUUAGUGCCGCUGGAGACGCAAAGUCCGCAGGUUGUGAGGAUCAUGGAUGAACCACGGAGCGAUGUGAUCACCGUUGAGGUGAAGGGUCCCAUUGAUCCGGACGCCACACUUAAUCCCCAGCUGGCGACCAAAGAGCAGCCGCACAUCCUUGUGGUUGUGGAGUGCUUCAGCGAAGAGACAAACACCACCAUGUGGAUAUCAAAACCCUGGAAUGUCUACCUGGAUGAAACACCACAAAAUCACAAGCAUCAUGUCGAUGAGGAGGACGAGGAUGUUGGGGUCACAGUAAAGAAGUACAUCCAUCUGGAGGAGAUUCAAAAUAAAUGGAUGCAACGAGAUAUGCAGUCGAUAAGUCGCCGCUUCUCCAAUAAACAAUUGGAUGUUUUGCUGCUGAAUAUGCAUGACGAGACGGCGUCUCUAUUUGUCCGCGUUAAUCCCAAUCCGAUGGACAUGGACAAGGCGGUUGUGUGGGGCAUAUGCCUGAUGCUGCUGCUCUAUGUGCUCAUCAUUUGGGAUAUUGCGGAUCGGACAGUUGCCGCACUGAUUGUGUCAACCGCUGCAAUUGCGGUGCUCGCCAUGUUGGGUGAGAGACCCAGUCUGGGGAAGAUCAUUUCGUGGAUCGAUAUGGAGACAUUGAUGCUACUCUUUGCCAUGAUGAUUAUGAUCGCGAUUCUCGCCGAGACGGGCAGCUUUGAUUAUCUGUCAGCGUUCGCCUAUCAGAUGUCGAGGGGCAACAUUUUGAUGCUCCUCUUCUAUCUGUGCAUGUUCACCGCCUUCAUUUCUGCCUUCCUCGACAAUGUGACAAUGGUGCUGCUAAUGGUGCCGGUGACGAUUCGUUUGUGUGAAUCGCUGGAGUUGAGCACACCGGAGUUUGUCAUCAGCAUUGCGAUCUUCUCGAAUAUUGGUGGCACAUUCACACCGGUGGGGGAUCCAUACAAUGUGUUGGUCGCCACCGAUCCGCAUGUGCAGAAGAAUGGCCUCAAUUUUGGUCAGUUUGUGUUGCACAUGUUUCCCUGUGUUCUCAUCAGCCUGCUGCUCAGCUUUGGUCUCUUUUACCUGCUCAUACGCAAUAAGCUCUACAACAUACAUGAGCUGCAAGAAUCGCUGAAGGCUCUCCAGAAACAGGACAACCAAUUGGAUCUAGAUUUGGAGCGUCGCAUCAAUGAGCUGCAGGCGCGCCUCAAGAAACAACAGGGCAAGGAUCGAACCAAUUUCGGAGCGACUCUCGCCGAGAUGAAGGCCAAUUGUAGGAUACGCAACAAAACGUUGUUUGUCAAAUGUUGCAUUGCCUUCGCCUUUGCCAUAAUCCUCUUCUUUCUGCACGCCCUGAUGGAAGCGGUGACUCUCUGCUGGGCAACCAUGCUGGCGGCUAUAUUGCUGAUGAUCUUGGCCAAUCGCAAGGAUAUCGAUGCUGUUAUCGAGGGCGUCGAAUGGUCCACAUUAAUCUUCUUUGCGGCCCUUUUUGUCCUUACGGAGGCACUGACCGAAAUGGGCGUUAUGGAUUUCAUUGGUCAGUGCACCAUUGCGAUCAUCUUGAGUGUGGACAGGAGUCAACAGUUGCUGGUGAGCAUCAUGUUGGUGGUGUGGAUCACCGCCCUCUCCUCGGCCGUUGUCGACAACAUACCCCUCACGGCCAUGAUGCUCAAGCUGGUGAUCAAGCUGAACUCCAGCCCGGAACUGCAUCUGCCAUUUGCACCGCUCAUCUGGUCGCUUCUGUUCGGCUCCAGCUUUGGUGGCAAUGGAACACUGAUUGGUGCAUCGGCCAAUGUGGUCGCAGCGGGCAUGGCCAGCCAGCAUGGCUACACCAUCAACUUCAGGUCGUUUUUUGUCAUUGGUUUCCCAAUUAUGUUGAUGACGGUGCUGUUGGCGACCAUCUAUCUGCUUAUUGCCCAUUACUGGUUCUCAUGGCACGACUCACCUAACAGAAGUUAA
Molecule: messenger RNA, 2136 nt
Organism: Drosophila grimshawi
Lineage: Eukaryota; Metazoa; Arthropoda; Insecta; Diptera; Drosophilidae
Product: P protein
Exons: 1
Coding region: 1-2136 (711 amino acids)
Biological process (GO): transmembrane transport
Cellular component (GO): membrane
Source: RefSeq, a predicted model, not a curated record